This is a messenger RNA of Ostrinia furnacalis (Asian corn borer), 1567 nucleotides long. It is a transcript of the gene TAR2, whose product is annotated as tyramine receptor. Gene Ontology annotation, cellular component: plasma membrane. Gene Ontology annotation, molecular function: G protein-coupled receptor activity. The coding region runs from base 8 to 1396 and encodes 462 amino acids. The transcript has 4 exons. The record is from RefSeq and is a predicted model, not a curated record. Gene Ontology annotation, biological process: adenylate cyclase-activating adrenergic receptor signaling pathway; positive regulation of MAPK cascade. Lineage: Eukaryota; Metazoa; Arthropoda; Insecta; Lepidoptera; Crambidae.
UGAUCACAUGAUAUCUCUACCAGACAUCGAGCUCGACGUCAUAAAAUGGAACAACUCCAUCGAAACCGAUCUGGUCAUCACCGAAAACAGUAUCAACAUCACAGACAUAUACCACGUGAUCGUAUCAGACGUGCCCGGAGAACAGUGUGAGAACUUCACCAGUGACAACGUGUCAGUGUGCGAAACUACAACUAAGUAUGACAGCAUAGAAAUUAGUGUUGUGAUAGUGCUUUUUCUGUUGAUAGUGGUGACAGUUAUUGGUAACACUUUAAUAAUAUCGGCCGUUGUGACGACUAAGAGGCUGAGGACCGUGACGAAUUGCUUUGUGACGAGUUUGGCGGUGGCUGAUUUGCUGGUCGGCAUUUUUGUGAUGCCGCCGGCUAUUGCUGUGCAUAUUACUGGUAAAUGGGAGCUCGGCUGGAUCUUCUGCGAUAUCUGGAUCAGCCUGGACAUCCUCCUAUGCACAGCGUCCAUCCUCUCCCUCUGUGCGAUCAGCGUGGACCGGUACUUGGCUGUGACCAGGCCUCUGACGUACUCCAGGAGACGGCGGUCGAAGAAGCUGGCUUUGACCAUGAUCUUCUUCGUCUGGAUUGCUGCUGGUGCGAUCACGUGCCCUCCUAUGUUUGGAUGGUACGAGCCAGACCACAACCAAGGAGGGGUCUGCCGCUACAACCAAAACCCGGGGUACGUGGUCUUCUCAGCCAUGGGGUCGUUCUUUCUGCCCAUGAUCGUGAUGGUGUACGUCUACGCGAGGAUAUCCUGUGUGGUUGCGAGAAGACAUCACCAACUGGCCAGCACUGCCACUAAGUGUAAUAAGAGAGGGAAGCUAUCGUGUAUCCGCACUGAGUCGGACUCUGGGUCUGACAAGCUGUCCCUUCGCCAGAGUGCCUCAAAACAGACUUCGAAGACGUCGAACCAGCAGAGUGACUGUUCCUCUCAAGGUGACCACAAAUGCCCUUGCUGCUUCCGCGCUGAAAAAAAGAAUCGCCAGUCCAAAUUCAACAAGUGCAAGGAGAAAGAGUCCCGCUUCUACAACGAGGUCACCUUCAAAGCCAACUUUAAGUAUAAGAACACUCAGAGACACAGGACCCAUUCUAUGAAAGACCACGUCGAUAAUAAUAGAGUCUCUUCUCUAAGACGCGAGACGAAAACAGCUCAAACGUUAAGCCUAGUUGUCGGUGGCUUUGUCGCUUGCUGGUUACCAUUCUUCGUUUACUACAUACUUACCCCUUUCAUUCCUUCUAACUACGUCAACCCUGUAUUGAUGUACAUCCUGACUUGGUUAGGAUGGUUCAAUUCUGCUAUAAAUCCGUUCAUUUACGCGUUUUACUCCCCGGAUUUUCGGCUCGCGUUUUGGAGGUUGACAAUACGCAAAUGUAAGAGGAAUAAGCAUUAAAAGUUUUGUUGUUACAGGAAUCUGUGGGAUUCUGUUAUCUCCGAAUUGAUGUUUCGAAUGCAAAUAACGGGCGAAGUUGUAAUUGUUCUUUGGAGCAUUUGUUGUUUUUCUGUCUUAAUUACUUGUUUGUUAUUACAGUAAUAGAAAAUGACAACAAAAAGUAUAUCUGUC